CUGAGUCAUUCUUCAAUCUUAUUCAUCGGUCUGAGUUAUUUUGCUUGCUCUUUGAAAUUCUGACAAUGGCAGUGAACGUUGAUGCAGAGUACCUCAAAGAGAUAGAGAAAACUCGUAGAGACCUUCGAGCUCUCAUCUCUUCCAGAAACUGUGCUCCCAUUAUGCUCCGUCUUGCAUGGCAUGAUGCAGGAACCUAUGAUGCCAAGAAGAAAACCGGAGGUGCCAAUGGAUCUAUCAGAUUCAAGGAAGAGCUAAACCGUCCACACAACAAAGGUUUGGAGAAGGCAGUCGCCUUCUGCGAGGAAGUAAAGGCUAAGCAUCCCAGAGUCUCUUACGCAGACCUUUAUCAGCUCGCUGGAGUUGUUGCAGUGGAGGUUACUGGCGGCCCUGCAAUCCCAUUUACACCAGGCCGUAAGGAUGCUGAUUCCGCGGACGAUGGAGAACUUCCAAAUCCAAAUGAAGGUGCCUCACAUUUAAGAACUCUCUUCUCUCGUAUGGGUCUAUUGGAUAGAGACAUUGUAGCUCUCUCUGGAGGUCACACUUUGGGACGUGCACAUAAGGAGAGAUCAGAUUUUGAAGGUCCUUGGACACAGGACCCUCUCAAGUUUGAUAACUCGUAUUUCGUAGAGCUUCUAAAAGGGGAGACUCCGGGAUUGCUACAACUUAAAACCGACAAGGCUCUACUUGAUGAUCCCAAGUUCCACCCUUUUGUUAAGCUGUAUGCAAAGGACGAGGAUAUGUUCUUCAAAGCCUAUGCAAUUUCACACAAGAAACUCUCAGAACUAGGAUUUAAUCCGCCAAGAAGAAUUCCUUCAGCAGUGACGCAGCAGACGCUUGGAAUCGCUGUUGCUGCAGCUGUGGUGAUCUUUACAAUAUGCUAUGAAGCAAGCAGAAGAGGCAAGUGAGGAAGUUUCGCAGAUGCAAUAAGGGACGAGAGAAAAAUGUUAAUUGAAUGUAUGCAAUAAAUACAAAGAUUCAUGCAAUGUUACCUCCAUGCUCCUUUUCAAGCUUCAGUGCUUUGGACAAAAUUAUGGAUGUUACAUCGCAGUAUGUGAACUCUCCUCAAAAACAAUUACUACUGUUACCAAAUUAAAGAUACAGAGUCUAACUGAGAAACGAACUGUGGAUGAGAAGACUAAAUUUCUUUUGGAACAACCAGGAAUAUCAAUAGCUGAUUAGGUUGCUAUAACCUUCCAACUUUUGAUGACUCAUGGUUUCCAUAACGAACAAUCUGACUCAAGAAACCAUGUUCUGUGCU
Arabidopsis thaliana (thale cress) is the source of this 1258-nucleotide messenger RNA. RefSeq names its product ascorbate peroxidase 5 (gene APX5). The transcript is spliced from 9 exons. NCBI's taxonomy places the organism in Eukaryota, Viridiplantae, Streptophyta, Magnoliopsida, Brassicales, Brassicaceae. The record is from RefSeq and is marked reviewed. Gene Ontology annotation, cellular component: peroxisomal membrane. Gene Ontology annotation, biological process: cellular oxidant detoxification; response to oxidative stress; cellular response to oxidative stress. Gene Ontology annotation, molecular function: L-ascorbate peroxidase activity; heme binding; peroxidase activity. Bases 66 to 905 code for a protein of 279 amino acids.